AUGCGCCUCAUCUCCGGCUACCGCAGGACCGGCGUCGUCGUUCACCACUACACCAACUCGAUCUGUCAUGCGUACACGCCGCAGAUGAGCUUCGAAACGCUCUACUGGCGCCUCUUUGGCGUCUUUCCAAUGGCCUCGCCACUCGUGACGCCGGCAGAGCACCGCUCAAACGACAGCGUGCACGUACAACCCACGGUGCCACCGUCGUCGCUCGAGGUGAUUUUGCGCGACUCGACGUUCUCCGUGCCGCCAAGUGUUGCGCGUCAGAUCACGCGCGUCAAGCUCCCAACGACGCAGCGCUGCGAGUUCCAUGUGCUCGGCCUCACCGAGUGGGGCUUGUAUUUUCCCGUCGAAGACGACGUCGGUCACAUCGCCGUCAUCAACGGCAACAGCGUGACGUACCGGCAAGACGUCACCAUGAAGCGGCUCCUGGCCGCGGCGUCGUCCCCACGCAUCCUUGGUAUCCCAGAUCUCCAGAAGGCUUUCGAAAAGAAACUCGUCGUCGUUUUGUCCGAUUUUACAUAG
Messenger RNA from Saprolegnia parasitica CBS 223.65, 525 nucleotides. RefSeq lists its product as hypothetical. The transcript is spliced from 3 exons. Lineage: Eukaryota; Oomycota; Saprolegniomycetes; Saprolegniales; Saprolegniaceae. The coding region runs from base 1 to 525 and encodes 174 amino acids. The record is from RefSeq and is a predicted model, not a curated record.